UCUAUAUGCUUAGUUAUUUAUUAUAGUUAUAAUAUUAAUCAUUAUUAUUUACUGUUACAAGAUAGAGAGGGGCACAUUACUUUUUGAGACAAAAGGGGCUUGAGCCCAAACACCCCAACCACCUCUUCCUUUUGGCCAUUUAAGGCUUGAAUGACACAUGGGUAAGUAAAUAAAAAAUAAAAAUGUUGAGGGGUGAACUAUACCUUUAACAAAUAUGCAAAUGACAGUCUGACUUCAAUGUAUGUCAGGGUGGUUCUUGCUGUGCAAAAAUAUGCAUAACCAUAACCAAAUCUGCCAAUGCAAACAAUAUCUGCGACAAAAUUUGAAUUUUUGUUGUUUAACAUGGUAUAUCAUCAACAGCUUCCUAAAGGGUAGGGAAUUGAUUUAUUUAAUAAAAUUAUUGGCAUUACAGGGAGAUUUUUGUCAUUGUCCAGUUUUAACAACUUCAUCUAUAAAGCCAAAAGAACAACUCAUGUUUUUUUUUAACAAUAAUAACAUUAGGAGUGAUAUCCAAACUUGUAAGUAAACAAAGUGGUUUAAGCAAAUUUAACAAUAGUAUAAGAAACACCACACAUCCCUGUUUCAUGAGCAAAAGUCCUACAGUCAAAAAUGGUUAUGAGGCACAUUUACUUAUUUCUUGUGAGCUCUACUCAUUGUGUCUUUUUUUGCUCAUCCUCAGAGUUUAGCUUGGAUGGAGAUUAUUUAUUGGGUGGCCUUUUUCCAGUACAUGAAGUUAAACAUGCAAAAUCUCUGUUCUCCCCAGAGUCCAUCAACUGUUUUAGGCACACCUUCACAAAAUCUGGCUAUGAGAUGUUUCAAGUAAUGCGGUUUGCUGUUGAGGAGAUCAAUAAUUCAACCACGCUGUUGCCCAAUGUUUCUCUGGGCUAUGAAAUUUUUGACCAUUGUUCUGACACUAAAAACUUCCCAUCAGUCUUUAGUUUUAUUUCACAGAAUGGAUCAAUUAACCCUCAAGAAAAACUCUUCAGCCAUCAACCUAGAGUGAUUGCUUUAACAGGACCAUAUGGAAGCACAAGAACUAUUUCUGUUGCACCAUUGAUCACAAUGGACCUCAUUCCAAUGGUUAAUUUUGGAGCUUCCAGCAAUACAUUAAGUGACAAACUUCAGUAUCCUUCUUUCAUCAGAACAAUUCCUAGCGAAAAAAAUCUGAUACAGAUGAUUAUUCACAUUAUUCAGUGGUUUGGAUGGAACUGGGUUGCUUUUCUUGAAGGCCCAGACAAUAACAGUGAAGAUGCCGUACAACUGUUUAAUAAGUAUAUCCGAAAUACUGGUAUUUGUUUGGCCUAUCAAGAGACUCUCAGCCAAAAUGUAAACUACAGUUUAACUCUUAAAAAAAUUGAUGAGCUUAACAUCAAUGUCAUCGUGGUUUUCGCUGUGCCACAAUAUGCAAAGAACAUAAUCAAAGCAGCCAUAACAAGCAACAUCCGAGGCAAAGUUUGGAUUGCAAGUGAAACGUGGUCUACGAAUCAACAGCUUCUGAGAGAGCCGGGAAUCAAGAAUAUUGGUACUGUAAUUGGCAUUACGGAGAGAUUGGUGUCAUUGCCUGGAUUUAAUGAAUUCAAAGAAACACUUAGGAUUUCUACUAAUGAUAAUGAGGAGACUAAAAUAUGUAAUCAAGAAUGUGACAACUGUACAUUACUGACCGCAGAAGAGAUUAUAAAUGAAGAAUCCACAUUGUCCUUUCCCAUCUACGCUGCUAUAUAUACCAUAGCUCAUGCAUUACACAAAGUUUUGCAUUGUAACAUAAAUGAAUGCAUAAAAAAUACAACAGUUAAGCCAUACAUGCUUUUGGGAGAAAUUAAGAAGUUGCAUUUUCCACUCAAUGGACGUCAGGUGAAAUAUGAUGCUAAUGGUGAUCCAGCCGUCAGCUAUGCAGUUGUGAUUUGGCACACUGAAAAAAAUCCUCCAUGGAUCGAGAUGGUGGGCACUUAUGAUACAUAUCCAGAAAUUAAUUUUACCAUCAACAACUCUCUCUUGCCCUGGCAAAACAAUGUUUCGGUUCCUUUCUCAAAUUGCUCUGUCGAGUGUAAUGAGGGAUUUUCAAGAGAACAUGUGGAAUAUCAUGAUUGCUGUUUUCUGUGUAAAAAAUGCCCGCAAAACACCUAUUUGAAUUAUUCUCGUGACCCUUAUACCUGUUUUCCAUGUGCAGAGAGUGAAUGGUCUGAUGAGGGUAGCACGACAUGUCGGACACGUUCUGUCGUCUAUCUUCAGAUCACAGAAAUCUCCUCUAUUGCAGUAAUAAUUUUUACUGUAUGUCUGGUUAUUGUUCUCAUCAUCACAUUUAUCAUUUUUGCACACAAUUACAGCACACCAGUGGUGAGGUCUGCUGGUGGCAGCGUGUGUUUCCUCAUGUUAGCGUGUUUGAUUUUAUCUUGCCUGGGUAUUUUCUUUUUCUUUGGAGAACCCACAUCUCUUAAGUGUCGCAUGAGAAGUUUAAUGCAUACAUAUUUCUUUAGUGUCUGUGUCUCCUGUUUGGCUGUUCGUUCUUUUCAGAUAGUUUGUGUCUUUAAAAUGGCGGAGUUUCCUAAUGUGUACAGGUUGUGGGUAAAGUACAAUGGCCAGUGGAUCUUUCUUUCUGCUUAUUCUGUCUUGUUUUCAAUUGUUUGUGUUUUGUUGAUGACUAUCUCUCCUACCGAAGCCUUCAGAGAUUCAUCAUCUUUUAAUGAUCAGAUUUUGCUCACCUGUAAAAUGGGAAGCAGUAUAACCAAUAGCAUCAUUAUGUUCAUGAGUAGUUUUCUUGGUUUCAUGUGCAUUCUUUUUGCUUACACAGGAAGAGAUCUGCCGGGAAAUUACAAUGAGGCAAAAUCAAUAACUUUUAGUGUAAUUUUGUCCUUUGUGAUGUUUAUUGUAUAUUACACAUCUUACCUUGCUAUCAAAAGCAAAUAUGUCAUGCUUUUACAAGCAGUGGCCCAGGUAUGGAGUAUUUAUGCAGUUUUCUUUAGCCAUUUCGUACCUAAAGCGUACAUCAUGAUAUUUACACCAAAAAAGAACACUGCUGCAUACUUUCAAACAUCUAUUCAGAAUUACACCCAAACCAUCAGCAGGAGUUAAAACGCUGGACAUUUUAGGAAACAUUUGUUAACACGAAACAAAAUGAGAAACAGGUCAAACUAAUGAGUAAUCAUAACAGUACCUAUAUUUCACAGUAAUGUAAAAACAAUUUUAUCAAUGUAAUUGUAAUUUUAAAUUGCGAGGGGAUGAACUUAAAAACAUAUCAGAAGAAAAUUGGU
Messenger RNA from Misgurnus anguillicaudatus (oriental weatherfish), 3248 nucleotides. Its product is annotated as taste receptor type 1 member 1-like. Gene Ontology annotation, cellular component: plasma membrane. Gene Ontology annotation, molecular function: G protein-coupled receptor activity. Gene Ontology annotation, biological process: G protein-coupled receptor signaling pathway. The record is from RefSeq and is a predicted model, not a curated record. Lineage: Eukaryota; Metazoa; Chordata; Actinopteri; Cypriniformes; Cobitidae.